CUCGCUACAUCAAAUGGUGACAUCUCAAAGAAAAAAAGAUGAUGAUACACCUAAUGUUGAUGGUAUAGGUGAUGAUUAAGUUGAUGAUCCACCUAAUGUUGGACAACAAAAUAUUGUUGCACCGAAAGUGGAUCAUAUAAUUGACAAUUUGAUGGAUGAUAAAAAAAAAAUAGAUUUUGUAGGUGGUGAUGUAUUUGAUCAUUUGGUGGAUGACGUUGGAGAGAAAGUUGAUUUUGUAGGUGAUUGUGUAGUUGGUUAUGUCGAUGUUGAGUCUGCAGACAAAACUUUUAAAGAUGGUGCUUGAAAGAAUUUUCUAAAUUUUAAUUUUUUGAAGUUCACACAAAGCUCAGGUGAAAAUAAGGUUAUAGGGGAGGGUAGAAAUAGUCAGGUUGAUAGUGAUUGAUCUAAUUUUACUAAUUCUGAAGUGUUUAAAUUUACUCAAUCGUUUUGUGAUAAAAAAACACAAAAUAAAGGUGAUGUGGUAGUGCUUAGCCAGAAUGAGUUUGAUUGGUCAGAAAUAUAAGACACUAAAAUCUCCAAGUUCACUCAACCUGAUAAGAGUGUUGCAAUGAUUGAUGCAACUGGUAUAGUAUGUGAUGACGUUACAAAGGUUGAUGCAAAUGCAAGUGACAAUGUUAAAGAAAUUGAGAAAAAUAUGGUGGUUGCUUCUGUUGUUAUGUUGUAUGAAACACCUGUUAUUCCUCUCCAAUUACGUAAGCCAUCAACAGUAUGUGAAUCGUCAUUUUUGUCAAAAUUUAAUUCUGGUGGUGGCAAAGUUGAAGGUCAAUUAUCUAAGUGUAUAGAGAAUGCUCAGCCAAGUAAACGCCUCUUCUCUAUAAAGCAUUCUUUUGUGAAGAAUAUUGCAGAGCGAAUUGAUGGUAUGAAAAUGACAUUACGAUUUACAUGUUUGUUGCCAGAUCAUUGCGCGUUAAGCAAAUAAGUCAAAAUACGGGCCUGUUGGUGGUUCAAUUAAAUUUACAACCAUCGAUUGUCGAUUUAACUGCUUGAUUCAGACUUUCUAUAAGAGAUUUAUGGAGAACAGUAGAGAUGUAACACUUAUCAGUCAAGAGCAUCAAAUUGUUAAGUACAUUCUUGAAUUUUUUAUGAGAUGCAAUGUUCCAUGAAAUAGCAUUGACAACGUUCUUUUUUCAACUAAUCUUGUUUAAGAGUU
Capsicum annuum is the source of this 1171-nucleotide messenger RNA. RefSeq lists its product as uncharacterized. The record is from RefSeq and is a predicted model, not a curated record. NCBI's taxonomy places the organism in Eukaryota, Viridiplantae, Streptophyta, Magnoliopsida, Solanales, Solanaceae. Bases 569 to 940 code for a protein of 123 amino acids. The transcript is spliced from 2 exons.